GUUUGUUUUGAUAAUAAAACCUGGCAAAAUGAAAGAUACUGCAAAAAUACGCUUGAAGAAAAAAAAGUUGCUCCUAGUUUCGUUAAUUGGAGUUUUACUCGUGCUCCUAUUUCUAAAUUACACGAUCGGGCUUGGAGACUAUCGGAAGACGGAAGCGCCUUGCCUGUUUUGUGAUAUUGCUAACAAGAGCUUGUUACCAAAAUUGGAAUAUGAAACCGAUGAAUACGUGAUCUUUAAGGACAAGUAUCCAGCUUCUACGCAUCAUUAUUUGGCAGUACCAAAGCUCCAUUUUGAGAGUAUUAAGGUGCUCAACAGAUCUCACGUUGGUUUGGUUCAACGUAUGCAUAAUGGUAUGGUGGAGUUUCUUAUUGCAAAAGGUAUUGAUACAUCCAAGGCAGUGAUCGGCUAUCACAUCCCUCCUUUUAUAUCGCAAAAACAUUUGCAUCUGCAUGGAAUCUCACCUCCUUCAGAGAUGAGUUUUUGGAAUCGCAUUAGCUUUAUGUCACCAUCAUUUUGGUUCAAGUCGUCUCAAAAUACACUGGAUUCCUUAAAGCGCUUGGAUCUCUAAAGAAAAAGUAUUCUGUAACAUUAUUGCUUGAAUUUUGUUCUAUAGCUAUAGUUCCUUAGGAUCUCAGCUGACCCUUAUUAUUCCAUCCACUAUUUGUAGCAUUGUAAAAUU
This is a messenger RNA of Drosophila busckii, 679 nucleotides long. RefSeq names its product histidine triad nucleotide-binding protein 3. The transcript is spliced from 3 exons. Bases 29 to 568 code for a protein of 179 amino acids. Gene Ontology annotation, molecular function: catalytic activity. Lineage: Eukaryota; Metazoa; Arthropoda; Insecta; Diptera; Drosophilidae. The record is from RefSeq and is a predicted model, not a curated record.